This is a messenger RNA of Synchiropus splendidus (mandarinfish), 481 nucleotides long. Its product is annotated as retinal cone rhodopsin-sensitive cGMP 3',5'-cyclic phosphodiesterase subunit gamma-like. The record is from RefSeq and is a predicted model, not a curated record. Gene Ontology annotation, biological process: positive regulation of epidermal growth factor receptor signaling pathway; visual perception; positive regulation of G protein-coupled receptor signaling pathway. Gene Ontology annotation, cellular component: photoreceptor outer segment membrane. Gene Ontology annotation, molecular function: cGMP binding; 3',5'-cyclic-nucleotide phosphodiesterase activity. Lineage: Eukaryota; Metazoa; Chordata; Actinopteri; Syngnathiformes; Callionymidae. The transcript is spliced from 3 exons. Bases 65 to 286 code for a protein of 73 amino acids.
GGAGCGACAACCAGAAGGAAGAGCCACUGAACUGAGAAGCUACACAGCAUCACUGACACACGCAAUGGCAGACGUCGCAACACCCGCAGAGAAGAAGGCUCCUCCCAAAUUCAAGCAGAGGACCACGCGCACCUUCAAGAGCAAGGCCCCCAAACCAGGCCAGAAGGGGUUCGGAGACGACAUCCCCGGCAUGGAGGGUCUGGGCACAGACAUCACCGUGGUCUGCCCAUGGGAGGCCUUCGGCGACAUGGAGCUCAGUGAUCUGGCCAAAUACGGAAUAGUUUAGCAGCUGCCCCUCUGCCUUCACCCCUCUUUGCCACCGACGUACCUCAUGUGCUUCUAUGGAUCCAGGUGACAGUCCUCGUAGGGAGACGGCAGAUUGUUGAGUUCAGACUGGAAUCAUCCGGACGCCCCUCUGGUUUUCUGCACUUUAUUUGCCCCUGCCUUUCCUCCAACAACCCAUCACCUCUUCCUCUCUCCC